AUGAAUAUUGGUAAUACUGAUAAUUUAUCAAAGACGUUUUCUUUUAAAUGUAAAAGAAAAUUGGAUUCCAAUUCUACUUCAACAACUGCUGAUUUUACAAACGAUGAAACACCCUCUAGAAAAAAAAAGAAGCAACAACACAAUACUUUCAAAAAACACCCACUUGGAGAUUGUCAAGCAUCUAGUCUUGGUGAUCUUGCUUACUUAAUUGAUGAGUUGAUUUUAGAAAUAAUUGGAUACCUUGAUCCAAAAGAUUUACUAAACCUUUACUCUACUAGCAAGGUUUUAUAUUGUUUUGCGACUUUUGAUGAGCUAUGGAAACAAUUCACUAUACAAAGAUUUGGCA
Molecule: messenger RNA, 346 nt
Organism: Entrophospora candida
Lineage: Eukaryota; Fungi; Glomeromycota; Glomeromycetes; Entrophosporales; Entrophosporaceae
Source: the annotation of a GenBank genome assembly